Molecule: messenger RNA, 846 nt
Organism: Dichotomopilus funicola
Lineage: Eukaryota; Fungi; Ascomycota; Sordariomycetes; Sordariales; Chaetomiaceae
Exons: 4
Coding region: 1-846 (281 amino acids)
Biological process (GO): L-histidine biosynthetic process; L-tryptophan biosynthetic process
Cellular component (GO): cytoplasm
Molecular function (GO): 1-(5-phosphoribosyl)-5-[(5-phosphoribosylamino)methylideneamino]imidazole-4-carboxamide isomerase activity
Source: RefSeq, a predicted model, not a curated record
AUGACCCGCUUCCGCCCCUGCAUUGACCUGCACGCGGGGCAAGUCAAGCAGAUCGUCGGCGGAACCCUCGACAGCAAGACCAGCGAGCUGCAGACCAAUUUUGUCUCACCGCACUCGCCGGCCCACUUUGCGCGCCUGUACCGCAAAUAUGCCCUCGCCGGCGCCCAUGUUAUCAUGCUCGGUCCGGGGAACGGUGAUGCCACGCGUGAGUCGUUGGAUGCUUGGCCCGGGGGUUUGCAAGUCGGCGGGGGGAUUAAUAAAGACAACGCGAAGGGGUGGAUUGAAGCUGGGGCUCAGAGUGUCAUCAUCACAUCCUACCUCUUUCCCAACGGGACCUUCUCACAGCCCCGUCUCGAUGCUGUGCUGGACGCACUCGACGGCGACAAGGCCAAGCUUGUCAUCGACCUAAGCUGUCGACGACAUGGCGGCGAAGAGAGGUGGUUCGUCGCUAUGAACAAAUGGCAAACCAUCACCGAUAUGGAGGUCAACCAAAAAUCCAUCCGCCUCCUCGAACCGUAUUGUUCCGAGUUCCUCAUCCACGCCGCCGACAACGAAGGCCUCCAGCGCGGCAUCGACGAGGCCCUGGUCACCAAACUCGCCCAAUGGUGCAGCAUCCCCGUGACCUACGCCGGCGGCGGACGGAACCUAGCCGACUUGGACCGCGUCAAGGAACUGAGCGGUGGGAAGGUGGACCUGACGAUUGGGAGUGCGCUGGACUGUUUUGGUGGUAAGGGCGUGAAGUUGGUGGAGUGUGUGGCGUGGAAUCGACUGCAGGAAAGGGAGGAAAGGAAGAAGGAGGCGUUGAAGUCGGCGAUGGCUACGAAGUUUAUUGCCUACAAGCGGUGA